Molecule: messenger RNA, 1359 nt
Organism: Talaromyces rugulosus
Lineage: Eukaryota; Fungi; Ascomycota; Eurotiomycetes; Eurotiales; Trichocomaceae
Exons: 6
Molecular function (GO): hydrolase activity, acting on carbon-nitrogen (but not peptide) bonds
Source: RefSeq, a predicted model, not a curated record
AUGGCCGCCGCAGUUUCAUGGAGCACCACGGCAGCGGAAGUGGAGCCGUAUUCUGGUCCCCCGCGGAACAUACAGGCUAUCGAUGCUGUGCAGUUCGACAGCAGUUUGACCCCGAAGGAGUAUAAAAUUGCUGGUACCAAGCCAGGUUCGAAGAUCCUGAUCACCGAUGUCAACAUUUUGGACUCUACUGGCAGAGAGCCGUACAGAGGAGACGUGUUGAUUGAAGAGGAAAGAUUCACGGCUGUCGGUCAUGUCCCGAAUAAAGAAAGCCUUCAGCAAGACUCCAAUGUCCGACUUAUCGAAGGCAAGGGUCGCACUCUGAUGUCCGGCUUGGGGGACGCUCACACACACUUUUCGUGGAAUGGAGGAGAUCUCGCAAAACUAGGGGAGCUGGGUGUAGAGGAACACACGCUAUUGACUGCACGAAGUGCAGGGAUCUAUCUGGAUUCAGGGUACACCAUGUGUUAUGGAGCUGCAUCUGCUAAAGAUCUCCUCGACGUGUCUGUUCGUGAUGCAAUCAAUGCUGGAUAUUUUCCCGGGCCUCGAUCACUUGCAAACGCUAAGGAGAUUGCGCGUCCAGAUGGUGAUCUUGUUCCUGGGAUUACUGCGUAUGCGGCUGGCCCGGAAGAAAUGCGUGAGGUUGUCCGCCGCCACGCUUCGCUGGGCGUCGACCAAGUCAAGAUUUCAAUGUCAGGGGAGGAGAUUACCGAAAUUCGUUCUGCCCAGGAUUGCUACUUCAGUGACGAAGAAACAGCUGCAGCAGUAGACGAGGCUCAUAAACAUGGACUACGAGUGUGUGCUCACGCCCGUGCUAGAGACAGCGUCAAGCAAUGUGUCAGGCAUGGCGUAGAUGUCAUCUUUCACGCCUCAUAUAUUGACGACGAGGGAAUGGACAUGCUGGAAAAGAAGAAGACAAAACACGUUGUUGCGCCGGCACUGAACUGGAUUGUAGGAACGCUGGAAGAUGCUGCUGCUUUUGGCUACCCACAAGCCAAGGCUGAAGAGGUCGGUUACCGGCGAGAGCUUGAUGUCGCCAUUCCUGGCCUCAGAGAAAUGCACAGACGGGGUAUCGUGGUUUUACCAGGAGGUGAUUAUGGUUUUGCAUGGACCCCUCAUGGCACGUACGCACGCGACCUUGCUCAUUUUGUCAAACUUCUCGGCUUUACUCCUCACGAGAGCAUCAUUUCGGCCACCGCUGGUGUUGCCAAACUGAUGAUGCGGUCGAACGAGCUUGGCAAGGUGUUGCCAGGAUAUUAUGCCGACUGCAUUCUUGUCAACGGUGAUCCGUUAUCUGAUAUUGAAAUUCUGCAAGAUCAUUCUAAGCUCAACUAUGUCAUCAUCAACGGUCGUGUACAUAAA